This is a messenger RNA of Exophiala aquamarina CBS 119918, 4320 nucleotides long. RefSeq lists its product as uncharacterized. Lineage: Eukaryota; Fungi; Ascomycota; Eurotiomycetes; Chaetothyriales; Herpotrichiellaceae. The coding region runs from base 1 to 4320 and encodes 1439 amino acids. The transcript is spliced from 2 exons. The record is from RefSeq and is a predicted model, not a curated record.
AUGGUGACAAAUAUCGUCGAUUCGGGGCCAGCGCGGCCAGAGCGCAACAGUCUUGGCCGUGAGGUGAAUGAACCCCCCUCACCGCAGCAAACAAUUCAAAAUCUACGAGCAUCAUCUACGGAAAAGGCACGCGCGAGGCUGCUCCCAGCCUCUACCGUCGAGAAAUCCGCCAAGGAAUCAAGCAACAUCUCAAAACCCAGCAGGGCGCAAUGGCUCCCUAUCGCGUUGAGGUGGCCAUAUUUGUGCACAAUACUUGGUGUCACUCUCAUCGUUUUGGCGGUUGUCAUUGCGCUUCAUGUGAGGUCUAAGUUGCACUCUGGACUCGCAGAUGAUGAUGGGAGCAAUGGGACAUAUUUCCUUUCAAGGUUCCUGCCCACUGUGGUAGCUGUUUCGUACGUCUUCGCGACAUCGAUCAUCCUGGAAGAUGUGAAACGAUCUGAGCCGUAUGCCCGUAUGUCCUCACCAGCAGGUGCACCUGCGACCAACACCCUGUUUUGGGUGGCCAGAGCCUGGUGGACUACUCUUUACGAUAGUCUGCCUAGCAAGAAACGAGGCCAGAGAUUUAGCUGUUCCAUGUUUUGCGCCUCUUUGGUACUCAUCCUUGGAUUCCUCAUACUCUCACCUUUCUCCUCCACAUUUCUAGUCACCAACGAUGUCGUUUUCUCUAAGGAUCGCACAUUUGGGCAAUUGCCACUAUCUUCAAGGCUACCAAUUCAGCCAACAGCCUCGUCAACUACCUACUUCCGCACAAUUGGGAACGUGCUCCAGAACGUGACCACGUCGUCAUGGAUCACUGAAAAGUAUGCGGUUCUCCCACUCUGGCCGGCAGACCAGAUUGUGGAAUCCAUGAGUGCAUUUGUUGGCCAAGGAAGCGAGAUUUGGCAUGCUGAGACUCUUGUGGUCAGCACAGAGCUAGAAUGUGAGCCAUUGGAUCUCACUGAUGUCUCUUGGGUUCAAGGUGUCUUGCAACCGGAAUACACCGACCCAUCUAUAACCUUCGCGACUGAAUCUGGGUGUACCCUGUCGAUGAUUGUGUCCAACAGUAGCGGACUUUCUGCCUUUGCAUCAUGGACCGUGCCAACGGAUUUUGCCUCGGACGACGCACACGCCUUUAACUCCACCGGUUGCAUCGGAGACGAGGUGAUGAUGUUCGCGACCCCUCCACUUGCGGGCAACCUCAGUGUCUCCAGCCCGGACCCGAAUAUACAAGCUAAAGGAUUGCUUUGUACUGCUCAAUAUUUCUACGCUAAUGCUACAGUGGCUGUCACUGUUGGGUCGGGCGAAUCGGUGGUUACAGUCGACGAGCAAGAAUACAUGGCAAACCGUCGGCCGGUUCCUGAGAGUUUCUUUGAUGUGAUCGGCGCACAGAAUGUAUUCCUCACCAAGACAUCCUGGCCACAGCGUCUGUUCGCAGGAAAUGACUACAUCGAAAUACGUGGCCCUGGAGCACUCCUGGCGGCAAGCUACGAAUUCUCGGUUGAACGUCUGGUUCAAGACCAACUUCUCCUGUCAAAAGCUCAGACGCUGAAGCAGCGCUUUCUCGGCGAGAUGUUACGUGACACUUUUGACUCGGCUCUGCUCUCGGAUGAGCCCAGAGUCCAGGUCGAUGGAAAAGUCUCCUCAAAUCGUCGGAGAGUUCUGGUCGUGCCCGCCGUGGCGAUAACAUUGGAGGUAGCCCUGGGUAUCAACUUCAUACUACUGCUUCUCACUCUUAUGAACUCACGACUUUCCAAGCGUCCAUUGGAAUUAAACGCUGAUCCAGCCACGAGUAUUGCCGUUGCUACUUUUGCAUCGCAGGAGCCCCAUACCCUACGGCAGCUCAACGAUGCGAGCAUCGCCAAUCCUCUGGAGCUUCUAACCCAUCUGAAGGACCUAUGGUGCCGGAACAUGGACAACGGGCUUUAUAUCUUUGAUCCUGGGCACAGAUCAGAUGGCCAACAGACAGCUAAACUCAUGAAGAAACUCAAAACCAGCAGCAGUUUACCAACUGUACUUCACCUAGUACCUGUACUCUGCCUUUUCGUCUCUAUGUUGGCCGUUGCUGUGACGAUCUCAGUUCUGCUCGGCUUUUCUGAGACGGACGAUCUCUACCAAACUGCUUUCGUGUACCAGAUUGACUUCGCGGUCGCUGGGAUGCAACUUGAUGCCAUAAAUCCUGCAGCUGUCCUCACUACAUUCCUAGCGGCCUGCAUUACGCUCUGGUGGGGUGCAGUGGAAUCGAGCAUUCGAAAACUACAGCCAUUCCUAGCACUGGCGAAAGGACCUGUGCGAACUGAGGACGGGACUGGAUUAUCCUAUGAAACGUCCUAUCUCCUUUGGGCUGCCGUCAAGGCCAUCAAGCGUAGCCAUUGGCUGCUCGCUCUGGUCUCUUGUGGAGCUUUCUAUGCAGAAAUUUUUACCAUUUCCAUGUCAGCUUUGUGGUCAAGAACGCAUAGCGAGAAGAAUUUCGUCUCUCAAAUUCCUGUGUCCUUGGAGAUUCGACAAAUACCUUUGGUUUUGGUUGGUCAUCUCAACAACAAUGACUUUUAUUCUAGUGCAUAUAGAGGCGAGGCUCUGAGAGAGUCAUUCACGAAUCAAACAACAUCUUGGAUGUAUGGUGCAAACAUACAGCUUGCAUUGAACGGAUCACAGCCUCCGUGGAGCUCAGACGGAUGGAGCUUUGCUCCGGUGGACCUGAGCGUGCUUCCUAAAAAAACGCUACAAAAUAUUGGCGACGACUCAGCGACAAGCGACGAAAGCGGUGUUCCACUCCCUUCAUCAACGCUUGCUACCCUUGAUACUGCUGCUAUGCACGCAAGGAUCGAAUGCAUACCUUAUGACCCUUUUGAGGACACCAGCAUUUGGACUACGGAACAAGAUCUCACAAACAGUACGUAUUGGAACACUAGUUCAAACCCCAGCUCUCUGGAAACGGCCUACGAACUGGGCACUAUUGCCUGCUCUACCGACAAUCCCAACAUCGGACUCGGAUAUCUUUGCGGUACCGCUGGAGGUAUCAAUGUUACGACAACGUUCUACGUGCAGCCUCCACAGCUCUCCUGUUGUGAAAAUCGCACCGAAGACGAAUAUGGACUGGCAUCUGUGGGCUAUUGGUCAGCAAAUCGAAGCCCCGGUGUCUUGUUUCCUUCGGUAACUGCCGAUUACCCUUUCAAUUUCACGGUAAAAUGGAUUCACGGCACACCCCAAGAGGGUUUCGUAAUGGCGAACGCUUCAUCGGAAUCACGGCGACUCCUCUGGCACGAACCGCCCGAGAUGACUGCACUUAACUGCAGGCCCAUCAUCGAGACCGCUAACGCUCGAGUCACGGUUGAUAUAACUUCCCUCAAGGUGCAGCACUACUCCCUGACCUCCGAUCCUGUCCCAGAUACUAAAGCCUGGAAUGAUCUCUUCACGUAUCACGUCGCAGAAGAAGAUUUACCAAGCGACAUAAACGGAUACCCAGUUAAUGUAACAGUCAGCCAUGGCGCUUACUUUCUGGCUGCUCUCAUCGGUGCCAGCGAUAUCUCUGCUCUAAGUGCCACUCCACGAUCAGGCUACCAGGAUACUGAAACCCUGGACGACCAGACAUUCAAUAUCCGGAAACAAGGACUGAACCUGGACUACAUGUCUUACAGUAUGCUCUCGCUCGUUGGAUUUGAUCCUACCGCACUUCUUAAUCCAACUACAAUGGAGCGAACAGCCCAGCAGGUUUUCUCUACGUUCUUUCAGCACUUUGCAAGCAGCUCUGUGACCACUGCACAGGGUGGCUGGGCAUUCCAGAAGCUCGACGAACGCUUGCCCGCCGAUUUGACAGAUGUCGAGGAUCAGUCUACGGUGGAUCCACCCGCAAAUCCACGCGCAGGCGAGUUGGUGAGUGUUGAAGUGGUACAACCAGUUGAGGUUCUGAAGAUGUCGAGAGUUGCAGCAACGAUUGCCCUUGCGGUGCUGCUUUGGUUACUGGUCUCAACCUUAGCGCUUGCUUGGAGGAGUAGGACCUACAAGGCGAGGCUACGGUGGCGCGUCGAAACGAUUGCUGAUGUUCUGCUCAUGGUGGCCGGCAGUGAAAGGCUGCUUGGUAUGCUGAAAGCAAAAGACAUGGUGAAGACGAAGGUAGAUCCACACGCCACUGCAAUGCUGGCAGAUUUCACGACGAAGGAUCGAAAUCUGAGAUGGGGCAUCGAGCUGGCUACUGCCGACGUCACCAAAGAUACCAGGAGAGAAUCUGCACCCGCGGUUACAACCGCAAUGGUGCCUCUUUCACCUUCGCACACUGUUUCGCCCACUCCAGUGCAGGAACGAGCGCCUCUGAUUCCGACCAAAAUAACAAGUCCUCCUCUUUAG